Molecule: messenger RNA, 3972 nt
Organism: Chanos chanos (milkfish)
Lineage: Eukaryota; Metazoa; Chordata; Actinopteri; Gonorynchiformes; Chanidae
Gene: tbc1d1
Product: TBC1 (tre-2/USP6, BUB2, cdc16) domain family, member 1
Exons: 22
Coding region: 1-3828 (1275 amino acids)
Source: RefSeq, a predicted model, not a curated record
AUGGAUGAGGGAAUCUGCUUCCAGGUCAAGAGCAGAGAUGACCCCACUCAGACCUCCCGCCUGCCUGGUUCACCCAAGCCCCGUCCUGGAUCCCUAGAAGGGAAACCAGAGGAAAAUGAGGUGAAGGUCUGUUACAAGCUCCAUCUGGUCGGGUCAGUGCCCGUCCACCCACUGACCACCAUGACAAUGCUGCCUUGGGUAGUGGCUGAGAUUCGAAGGCCUCAGCUGAGGAAGAGGAUAGCUGCUGGCCCCCCCACAGUGGAGGUCAGUGUCUCUCCGGUGGUUCUGGAGGUGUCUGCUAGUUCUGUGCGCUGUGUUCUGGAUGUGGCCGGCCCAGGGAGGCCCUGGGACCCAUUGCAGCAUAACGUUCUGUUUGAGUGCCUUCCGCACCGGAUCACCAAACUCAUCCAUAACAGCCAGGAACCAAAUUACUUUGGCUGUCUGAUCCGAGAUGAUCCCAGGGCUCACUGUUACCUGUUCCGCUGUGAAGACCAGCGAAAGGUCCCUGAGAUCAUCAGCACGCUACGGCAGGCCGGCAAGAACGCUGCCCGUCAAGAAGACACUCCAACAGCCCCGCCCACUGGCGCCAGUCGCCAUGACAACGGCCCCACCCAAACGUCCUGCCAACCCUCGACGGCCGACAUGUCGACGGCCUUCUCCAAGAAGUUCGAGGUGCUGUUCUGCGGGCGCGUUAUUGUGGCUCACAAAAAAGCCCCCCCGGCACUCAUAGAUGAGUGCAUUGAAAAAUUCGGGCGCGCCACAGGGGCGGGGGGGUUGGCGGCGGGCAUCAGGCGGGUGCUGUCGCUCACACAGAUGAUGAACGGGUCGAACGAGGGCGAGGAGGGCGAGAGGAAAACACCGCUGUUUUUCCGGAGGGAUCCCAGCUUCCCGUCCCUGCAGGCGCUGGACGAGAACGGACUCUCUCCCGAACUGCAGCGCCGAAGCGCCAACGGCGCCUGCCAGGUCCAACCGACCAGCAUCCAGGAGAACCGCACCAUGCUCUUUAUGAUUGGCCAUUCUCAGAUAUUCCUGGUGAGUCCUGACAGUAAGAGAGUGGCCAUAGAGAAGAGCUUCAGAGAGAUCUCCUUCUGCUCACAGGGUGUCAGACAUGUGGAUCAUUUCGGGUUCAUAUGUAGAGAAUCAGUGGAGAGUGGGACUUGCCAAUUUGUCUGCUAUGUCUUCCAGUGUACUGACGAGGCUCUGGUGGAUGAGAUCAUGCUGACUUUAAAGCAGGCGUUCUCAGUGGCCGCCCUGCAGCAGAACUGUAGGACCCAGGGUCAGCAGUGCGACAGCUGCCCCAUGCAGCAGCUCCACAGGCUCUGUGACAGAAUAGAAGGUCUCCACCCGACUAAAGCUAAGCUGGAGCUGCAGAAACAUGUGGCGGGUCUGGAGGCCAAGGAGCAGGCAGCCGUGUUUGAGAGGACCACGAAAGCCAGGCCUAAGUCUGAGCAGGAGGAAAACGAGCUGGUUGUCUCCUGUCUGCGAAGACUGUACGAGGAGAAACAGAAGAAUCACACACACUCAAACAACACAGAUCCCAAACAGGGCUCUGAUGGCAGUAUGAGUGCCAGCCGACAGCGUCUGGAACUGCUCAGGACUAAAGCUAAGAGAUCUCUCACUGAGUCACUAGAAGGAAUCUGGAAGGGCAGCGGUAAGACUAAAGCACAACGAGACUGUAGUGAAGGAAACAGCCUGUCCUCAAAUUCGACACUCAACAGCAUGACCCAGGAUGUGUCCUUGGAUGACCCUCUCUCUUCUCCUGUCCUGCCCUCCACCCCUCUGAGAUCCCACAAUUCCACAGGGGACCUGAAGCGUCUGGACACCUCCCAGUCGGGUCGCGACCCCCCGCCGCAGGCGUUCCGCCGGAGAGCAAGCACCAUCAGCCACUCCCCGACUCUCUCCCCCAGUGACCCGCCCUUACCUCCCAAAGAGCCCACCGCUGCCACCAAACCCAAACUGGUCCGCCACUACUCUGUCAGCACAGACACCCCACACCAGAGCAAUUCCUCAUCCUCAUCUUCAUCUUCCUCUCCUGCUCCUGUCUGUCCAAAGCCGAUGAGGCCGCGCGCCCUAGCCCUUGAGCCAGGGUCGCGACCCCCCAAAAGGAGUCCAUCUGGUCUCAGUGGAUUGAGGGCAAGGAUGCACUCAUCCUCUUCUGUUCCAAACUUCCUCAAAUUUCUCGCCCCUGUAGAGGAGAAUGACGAUAACACUGAGUCCCCCAGGAGAAGUGAUGUGGCAGCGCUGUCCAGUCCUAGAGCGGUGUGUGUCGUGGGAGAAGACAGUCCCCUGCGUAGCCGAAGACACUCUUGGAGACAGCAGAUCUUCCUCAGAGUCGCUACUCCUCAGAAAAGCUCCGAUCCCACAGAAAGGGGUGACUCUUCCCUGGAGGUGGGAGGCAGGAUGGCCCUGGGGAGCGGGGCUGGAGACAGUGCCCUGGGGGCGGUGCCAGAGGAGAGAAGGCGGCGGAGUGGGGCGGAGCUCCGGGAACUGUGGAAGAAGGCCAUCUUACAACAGAUCCUGCUGCUGAGGAUGGAGAAAGAAAAUCAGAAACUACAGGCCUCAGAGAAUGACCUGCAGAGCAGACGUCUAAAGCUGGACUAUGAAGAGAUCACACCGUGCCUUAAGGACGUCACACUCGUCUGGGAGAAGAUGCUAGGGACCGCAGGGAGGUCAAAGGUCAAGUUCGACCUGGAGAAGAUCCAUGCUGCAGUUGGGCAGGGCGUUCCAAGACAGCACAGGGGAGAAAUCUGGAAGUUUCUAUCAGAGCAGUGCCUCCUGAGACAGCAGGUUCCCACCAGCCGCCCUCCGAACACAGGCACGCCAUACAAAGAGCUGCUCAAACAGCUCACCUCGCAACAGCACGCUAUUCUCAUCGACCUGGGUCGUACAUUCCCCACACACCCAUACUUUUCGGCCCAGUUGGGCGCCGGCCAGCUGUCCCUGUACAACCUGCUGAAGGCGUACUCUCUCCUGGACCCAGAGGUGGGCUACUGUCAGGGCCUGAGCUUCGUCGCUGGAAUCCUGCUUCUCCACAUGGGCGAGGAGGACGCCUUCAACAUGCUCAAAUUCCUCAUGUUCGACAGGAGCCUGCGCAAACAGUAUCGGCCAGACAUGAUUAUAUUACAGAUUCAGAUGUAUCAGCUGUCUCGACUGCUGCAUGAUUAUCAUAGAGAUUUGUAUAACCACCUGGAGCAGCAUGAAAUCGGACCCAGUCUUUACGCCGCUCCCUGGUUCCUCACUGCCUUCGCCUCACACUUCCCCCUGGGCUUUGUUGCCAGAGUCUUCGACAUGCUCUUCCUGCAGGGCUCCGAGGUCAUCUUUAAGGUCGCGCUAAGCCUCCUGGGUAGUCAUAAGCCCCUCAUUCUCCAGCAUGACAAUCUGGAGGCUAUAGUGGAUUUCAUCAAAACUACACUGCCUAACCUGGGCCUAGUGCAGAUGGAGAAAACCAUUAACCAGGUCUUUGAGAUGGACAUCAGUAAGCAGUUGCAGGCCUAUGAAGUCGAGUACCACGUCCUUCAGGAUGAACUGCUGGACGGCCCCACCACUCUCAGCCAGUCACAGCGGGCCGCGCAGCUGGAGAAGACCAAUAGCAGCCUCCGGCAGCAGAAUCUGGACCUUUUAGAAGAACUCCAGACGGCACAGGCUAAGAUUCGGUGGUUGGAGGCUCGGGUGGAGGGCCUGGUGAGUAGCGAGGCCAGGCUGCAGGCGGAGGUCACCUCCCUCCAGCAGGACAAGGCGGUGCUACAUGACACAGUGUCCAAGCUCAAAGUUCUCCUCUCCAGACAUAACAUCCCACACCAAGCCCUGGAAACGUCACAGGGCAUUUGACACACACACACACACACACACACACACACACACACACGCGUCCAGUCACAAAAACGAACCCGAGAUGCUAAAAUAGCUGAACCGUGGGCCGCGUGCCAUUCCGUUUCUGUCACGGCCUUGUAUCCUCGGACUGAACGGAGCGGA